UUAUGCUCGUAAAGCGUACCAGUCGUCCUCUGAGCUUUCAGUGGUUCUCAGUCGCCCUUCAACACGAAGAGUGUUUCUCCUUCUCAACCAGAUCAGACAGCAGCUCAACGUUUAACCAUGGCAGGGACACUGGCACGGAAAGCUGUCGACCACCUGAGGAGCAAAGACUUCAGGGACUAUCUGAUGAGCACGCAUUUCUGGGGUCCCAUAGCCAACUGGGGUCUUCCUAUAGCCGCCAUCACAGAUAUGAAGAAGAGCCCUGAGAUUAUCAGCGGCAGGAUGACCUUCGCUCUGUCCUGCUAUUCACUGCUCUUCAUGAGGUUCGCCUACAAGGUGCAGCCACGCAACUGGCUACUGUUUGCUUGCCAUGUGACCAAUGAGACAGCACAGCUAAUCCAGGGAAGUCGUCUCAUCAAAUACAACAUGGAGAAGAAGAGGAAAUCUUAGUGGCAGAGUGAAGCAGAUGCAGAACGUGGCACCAUGCUACUCCAACAGCGAACCUGGACAUCAAAACUAAUGCAUCUAAACACAAACUUACCAAAUCAUUGAAACUGUGGCACUUGAACCAUUUUUAACCUGAUGUUACUAUGAUUGAUCCUCCUCAAGUUUUAGUCACUUUUUACCACACAAACAGAAACAAAGCAGAUGCUUUUCCUCCAUGAAUUAAGUUUUUUUUUUCUUUUUAGAUUUCUGCUAUAAUCAAUUUAAACGCACAAAAAUAUAAUGUGGCUGAAUGUACACUCAGCUAACCAGCCUGACAGUUAGCUGCCUUGCACACUGACUGUUAAACACGUUCAAACUAGGCUAAAGCAAUCAUUAUUCACCAAUCAUCUCAUUUUAGGUCAUCACCAUUAAUAUUGUUUAACUUUCUUAGCUGCUUAGUAAUUUAAAUAUUAAUGAUAUUUAAUAGAGAACUUAGCCUGAGUUUAGUUUGUGCAAAUAUGUCCACACCAUGGAAAAUUAUCACUUGCAAAGCAUAUGGAUUGUCAUUCAUUGACCUUUAUUUAAAUGCAGAGGACAAAGAAAGCUAAGCUUUUUGUUUGUUGUGAAAAUAGAGUGGCAUGGUUUUAUGACGGUAUAAUAAAUAAGACAAGCUGCUUCUGUCAGUGCUGACCAAAUGUACUGUGUGUUGCUGUCAUAUGUCAUUCACAUUAAUUUAUUGUCAUUGUAUAAUUCACAUUACAUUUCCCUGAUUAAUGAUUUGAAUGUCUGGGUUUGUUCAAAUAAACUGGCUAUAACCAACGUCAACACAA
Sebastes umbrosus (honeycomb rockfish) is the source of this 1253-nucleotide messenger RNA. RefSeq names its product mitochondrial pyruvate carrier 1 (gene mpc1). The transcript has 5 exons. Bases 118 to 447 code for a protein of 109 amino acids. Gene Ontology annotation, biological process: pyruvate import into mitochondria. Gene Ontology annotation, cellular component: mitochondrial inner membrane. NCBI's taxonomy places the organism in Eukaryota, Metazoa, Chordata, Actinopteri, Perciformes, Sebastidae. The record is from RefSeq and is a predicted model, not a curated record.